This is a messenger RNA of Theobroma cacao (cacao), 2837 nucleotides long. RefSeq lists its product as uncharacterized. Gene Ontology annotation, biological process: activation of GTPase activity. Gene Ontology annotation, molecular function: GTPase activator activity. NCBI's taxonomy places the organism in Eukaryota, Viridiplantae, Streptophyta, Magnoliopsida, Malvales, Malvaceae. The record is from RefSeq and is a predicted model, not a curated record.
UUAAUAAAGGGUUAGAGAGAGAAAGAGAGAAACGAAAGCUGGAUAUUGCUUGAGGAAACUACUCUGUUCCUCCCUCUCUUUCUUCUUUCAAUGAUUUUCUUCUCCCAAACCCAAACCCAAACCCGAACGUAACUCUGUCUCUGUUUUUGUCUUUUUGUUUCUCUGGGAAUAUCUUUUUUAUUGGUAAAAAUAUAAAGAAAAGUCAUUUUAAGGUCCAAGGAUUUGGAAAGUUUGGGUUGAUUGAAAGAAAAUGAGCAAAGAGAUGGUAAAGGAAGAAGCGCCGUCGUCGUCGGGUGUCGUUUCGGAGGAGAAUCGUCCUUUCGGUAGUCUGAGAAGCGUCCAAUGGCGUAUCAAUCUCGGGAUUUUACCUUCUUCUUCUUCUUCUUCGUCUUCGAUUGAUGAUCUUCGCAGGGUAACUGCUGAUUCUCGCAGAAGAUAUGCUGGGUUGAGAAGGCGGCUGCUAGUGGAUCCACAUGUUCCCAAGGAUGGAGGAAGUAGUUCCCCUGAUCUUGUCAUGGACAAUCCACUCUCACAAAACCCAGACAGCACCUGGGGUCGAUUCUUUCGAAAUGCAGAGCUGGAAAAAAUGGUUGACCAGGAUUUAUCACGAUUAUAUCCAGAACAUGGAAGCUACUUCCAGACUCCUGGAUGCCAGGGAAUGUUAAGACGAAUACUGUUGCUGUGGUGCCUUGGACACCCAGAGUGUGGUUAUAGACAAGGAAUGCAUGAACUCUUGGCUCCUCUGCUGUAUGUUCUUCAUGUUGAUGUUGAGCGUCUUUCAGAAGUGCGAAAGCUUUAUGAAGACCAUUUCAUUGACAAAUUUGAUGGAUUGUCAUUUGAAGAGAAUGAUGUUACAUACAAUUUUGAUUUUAAGAAGUUUUUAGAUUCCAUGGAAGAUGAGAUUGGAUCUCACAGUAAUUCAAAGAAAGUUAAGAGUCUUGAUGAGCUUGAUCCUGAGAUACAGACCAUUGUAUUGCUAAGUGAUGCUUAUGGAGCUGAAGGUGAACUUGGUAUUGUCUUGUCUGAGAAAUUUAUGGAACAUGAUGCCUACUGUAUGUUCGACGCCUUAAUGAGUGGGGCGCAUGGUGCAGUAGCUAUGGCAGAUUUUUUUUCUCCCUCUCCUGCUGCAGAGUCUCACAGUAGCUUGCCCCCCAUCAUUGAAGCCUCAGCUGCAUUAUAUCAUUUACUUUCAAUUGUUGAUUCUUCGCUACAUAGCCAUCUUGUUGAGCUUGGUGUUGAACCCCAGUAUUUUGCACUUCGCUGGUUGAGGGUUUUAUUUGGACGGGAGUUUUCACUUCAAGAUCUCUUAGUUGUAUGGGAUGAGAUUUUCACAGCAGAUAACAGCCAACUUCAUAGAGACUCUGAAGAUGAUGAGAGUUCCAGUUUUAAAAUACUCAAUUCACACCGUGGAGCAUUAAUUUCUGCUGUGGCAGUCUCUAUGAUACUUUAUCUGAGAUCUUCCUUGCUUGCCACUGAAAAUGCUACUUCUUGUCUUCAGAGACUCUUGAAUUUUCCAGAGAAUAUAAAUUUGAAAAAAAUUAUAGUGAAGGCAAAGUCUUUGCAAAUUCUUGCAUUGGAUUCUAAUGUCUCAUCCUUGUCAUCUACAUUUGGUGGGGCUUAUAACUGCAGCAAGUCUGCAGUGGUGAGAGGUCACAGUCUUUCAUCUGAUUCAGUUUCUCCAAAAACUCCUCUAAGCCUGGUUCCUGACAGCUAUUGGGAAGAAAAGUGGAGAGUACUGCAUAAGGAAGAGGAACUAAGGCAAAAUAGUGUAGGUAAACAAACUCCAAGUGGGAAGAAGAGAUGGUCAGAAAAAGUAAAGCUGAGCCUAUCUAGAACUGAAUCUGACCCAUCACCUGCAAGAGCAGAGAAUUGCAAAAAGGGCCAUAGGUCAUCCAUUAGGCGUAGUUUGCUUGAAGAUUUGUCGCAGCAACUUGGCUUGGAGGAAGAUGCUGAAAAAGGAGGCUGUCUUGGAGCUUCUAACUCAGAGGAUGAUCAUUGUAUAGAAGUUCUGGUGGAGGGAGACAAUUGUACUAACAAAGAGUCUAUUUGUGCAGCUGAGGAGAGAUGUGAGAGUGGAAGUGGAACUGUUGUCAGUGACGAAAACUCCUCUAUUUUUUCCGAGCCAGCAAGCCCUGGCAGUGGCACAAAUGACCAUGAAAAUGACACAGAAAAAAGUAGUGUUGCGUCAAAUUUAUUUAUAGAUGAAAAUGAUGAUCACCAGCAAAGUAACCUAGAAGAUUCACCUCUGCCAGUUUCCCUUCCUCCUGAAGAUGUCCCUCUAAAUUCUCUGCAUGAGAAUGAAUCUUCAGGGAAAAUGGUCUCAGCUAUGAAGGAGCGAAGGCAUCUUUCAGGUAGAUUCCAGUGGUUUUGGAAGUUUGGACGAAACAACGUCGGUGAGGAGACAUCUGAUAAAGGAGGUACCAAUGAGGCUGCAAAAUCUCCAAAUCACGAUUGCAAGCGCAAUACAGCAGACUCAUUAACUGCUGGUGCUUCUCGUAAUUCAUCUUCCACCAGCAAAGGAGAUGCUGUGGACCAGAAUGUGAUGGGCACAUUAAAGAAUAUUGGACAGUCUAUGCUUGAACACAUUCAGGUUAUCGAGUCUGUUUUCCAGCAAGAUCGGGGUCAGGUGGGAUCAUUGGACAACUUCUCUAAAAACAUUCUUGUUGGCAAAGGACAAGUUACAGCCAUGACAGCUCUCAAGGAGCUUCGGAAGAUCAGCAACCUUUUAUCAGAGAUGUGAGAUUUAUUGUAUUUAUUAUGAAAUAUGUAUAUACUUUUUUGUAAUUACCAUUUUUUUAGUGCAAAUAAAAUGAGUUUUGCUGCUUUGUUGGCUCUUA